GCGGUGUGUAGUUGUCGCAUCUUAAUCACGUGCUUGUGUGUCUGCCCUUCAGAAUGCAGAGAUGGCGGCCUCCGGGAGCAGCGGGCAGAAAGCGGGCGGGCUGCUGGUAACCCUGCCCCGGGUGUCCUUGGCCAAUCUGAGACCUAACCCUGGUGCCAGACAGAGAGAAAGACAAAGAGGCCGUGGUAGACAUGGUGGUAGGAAAAGUGGUCGGGGCCACAAAGGAGAGACACAGAGGGGAAACAGACCUCGUUUAGGAUUUGAGGGAGGCCAGACCCCUUUUUAUCUGGUUAUCCCUAAGUAUGGGUUCAACGAGGGACACAGCAAUCGGCGCCAGUAUCACCCUCUGAGUCUGAAGAAGUUGCAGUACUUGAUUGAUCUUGGAAGGGUAGAUCCAUCCCAGCCGAUCGACUUAACACAGCUAGUAAAUGCCAGGGGAGUGACCAUACAGCUCUUAAAGAGAGAUUAUGGUGUCCAGCUUUUGGAAGAGGGCGCAGACCUAUUUUGUGCUAAAGUUAACAUUGAAGUCCAAUGGGCAUCCGAGCUGGCAAUUGCAGCCAUUGAAAAAAAUGGUGGUGUUAUCACAACUGGUUUCUACGAUCCACGGAGCCUUGAGGUUCUGUGUAAACCGGUCCCAUUUUUCAUGCGGGGAAAGCCAAUUCCCAAACGAAUGCUUCCUCCAGAAGACUUGGUAAAGUAUUAUACCGAUGCUGAAAGCCGCGGGUACUUGGCUGAUCCAAUAAAAGUUGCUGAUGCUAGGAAGCACCUUGCUCAGAAAUAUGGUUACAUUCUUCCUGACAUCACCAAAGAUGAACUGUAUGAAAUGCUGUGCACACGCAAGGACCCACGACAGAUAUUCUUUGGUCUUGCCCCAGGCUGGGUUGUCAACAUGUCAGAGAAGAAGAUCCUAAAGCCCACAGAUGAACAUUUGCUCGCAUACUACAGCUCAUAAGUAACAGGAAUGACUGCUAAUAAUGAUGUUCCAUUCCGUCAAAUCUGGAAUUAACCUGUUGCAUUUUGAAGGGUCAGUGAAUGGUAAAUCUGGAGCAAUUGGCAAAGUACUUCCAGAGACCUGUUCACGCUGCAUUGACAUUCUUAUUGUCACAUUCUACACAUUUCUUUUUUUGUUUAGUUAUUACAAUAUUUUGAAUAAAAAAUAUAAUGCGUUUGCAUACA
Molecule: messenger RNA, 1176 nt
Organism: Pseudophryne corroboree (corroboree frog)
Lineage: Eukaryota; Metazoa; Chordata; Amphibia; Anura; Myobatrachidae
Gene: MRPL15
Product: mitochondrial ribosomal protein L15
Exons: 5
Coding region: 62-952 (296 amino acids)
Biological process (GO): translation
Cellular component (GO): mitochondrial large ribosomal subunit
Molecular function (GO): structural constituent of ribosome
Source: RefSeq, a predicted model, not a curated record